This is a messenger RNA of Centruroides sculpturatus (bark scorpion), 665 nucleotides long. RefSeq names its product lithocholate 6-beta-hydroxylase-like. Bases 151 to 462 code for a protein of 103 amino acids. The transcript is spliced from 4 exons. The record is from RefSeq and is a predicted model, not a curated record. Lineage: Eukaryota; Metazoa; Arthropoda; Arachnida; Scorpiones; Buthidae. Gene Ontology annotation, molecular function: iron ion binding; steroid hydroxylase activity; heme binding.
GAAUAUGCUGAUUUAUCCAAAUUGAAAUACCUGAGUCAAGUAAUAUCGGAAACGUUACGUCUUCGUCCUCUUUCAUCGUUGUUAAUAAGUAGAAAAUGUUCGAACGAUUUCCAUUAUAAGAAUAUAACUAUUCCAAAAGGAGUUACAGUUAUGAUUCCAGUACCGAACUUGCAUAAAGACUGUAAUUAUUGGAUAAAACCGGAAAAUUUCAACCCUGACAGAUUUUCAUCUAAGAAUGCAGGACUAAUAGAUCAAUCGAUAUACCAACCUUUCGGAUCCGGUUCAAGAGGCUGCAUAGGAAUGAGAAUGGGUCAAACAGUUAUGAAAUUAACUUUGGCUAAUCUCAUAAAGAGCUACAAAUUAGAAGCUUGUGGAAGUUUGGAAGUUGAAGAAGACUUCUCGUUUUUCAUACCCCGUCCAAAAAAUGGAAUUAUUGUAAAGGCAACUGCAAUAACUUCGUAAACCUUUUAAUAAAUGAAUUUUAAUGAAUUUUUUCUUUCAUUUUAUUUGGGUUUGUAAUGAAAACAUUCAUCUUAUAUAUGUUAAAUUUAUUCUUAAAAUUUGGAUAUAUGCAGUAGCGGGCUAAGAUGUGUAUAACAGAAAAUGUUUAACAGCUGUUCAAAACAGCACAGUUAUGAUUGUGAUUUGUAAUAAUACAUAUGGUA